AAAAAGAAUAAAUAUUUGAUUUUAAAUUCUCUGUUUUACAUGUUAGAUAAUUUCUUUAAUAAAGGAUAAUUCUACAUAGUAUGCAUUUUAAAACUAUUUUUAUACAUCGGGCUCGAUGUACCACAAAUUAAAAUCGCUUGGGAGAAUUUGACUUGAGGCAAACGAAAACAAAGAUUUCAACAUGGAACAUGAUGAAAUAACCGAUGAUGCUACAGAUGAAGACGAUCAGAAACCACAACCAAGUGAAGACAUUAGAAAAAGUGGAAGGAAAAAACGCCCUCCUGCUUCAUAUUCCCCUGAGCGAACAGAGAUAAAAAGAAGACGUGUAUUUAAAAAAAAUGCCGUCAACUCUACGAAUAGAAAGUGUGAUUUGCUUCCAAAUGGAGAACCAUUUAGCUGUGGCCGAUGUGGAUCACCUUAUGUGGUAAACAAGAGAAGUAAAACAUCCUUGAAGAAUUGUCAGUCUAGACAUCGACCAAUGCCAUAUGAGAUAUAUGACCCUAUUACUAAAAAAAAUCUCCUGAUUUGUAACUUUUGCUACCUUAUUUUUGUCAAACAGAGGGCCAAGAGAGCUUCUUUGACCAAGAAGCCAGAACCAGAAGUAAAAGAACACUAUUUACAGACUUGUCAAGUAGAAGCUCAAGCACUGGCCAACAGGCUGCAAAAACCAGAAGCUAAUCGGUUGUUUUGUCCUGAAUACUCAAAGGAACCAUGUGGCUGUAUACAAAAGUACUUAAAGAAUCAAGGAGACCCAGGCCAAGCAGAUGUAAGAGCAAGAGAAUUAUGUGAUUUACUGCAGAGAGCACUUCAGCUGGCUAAGCUGAAAUUUUAUCCACUUCCUGAGUUGGACAGCAAUGAUAAACCCAUCCGGAAGAAUGCAAGAAAGAAAAACUUUGUGGGACUUGGAAUGGGCCACAAGAGGUCCCGAGCCUUUGAAGCAUUUGUAAUGGAGAAGCGUCAGUAUUUGAGGAACAUAGUCAAGUUGUGCGAGAGAGGAUGUCAGAAAGUUCUUGCAUACUCAAAUAACUUUCUGCAUAAGCGACUCAGAACAGAAAAGGAUAACUGUCGUGUGGUUAUACAAAGAAGCAAAAGAACAAUGGGGCUGUUGACUGCCUUUGAGGAAUUUUCCAAAAAUAAAUGUUGUGUUGAUAAUUGUGUCAAGAUGGCAGAUACUCAUAGGAAGUUACUGGCAGACUGGAGGGAACGAGCCAGAACCAGCCAGAUAGAGGCCAGGAGGGUGAUCGCCGAAAUGUUGAUUCCUUCAGCUGGGUGCAGUAAAAACUGUUACAACUUUAUUAACAUGGUGACUGGGUCCUCUAAGGGGGUCAUCUCAAAAGUCAGUCAGCAGAUGCUGUGGACGGGUGGAGACAAAGAACCUCCAGUGCAUGGUCUGGUCAAGAAAGCAAACAGUAUCAAGGCCGAGGACCAUACACAGAGUCAACCCCAGUCUCUCAUAAAAGCAAAUACUGAUGUCUCUAAUGUUGUCAAUCCUAGUCUUGAUGUUCAGGACAUCUAUGGUCAGCCCUCUGGAGAGCUAGAACAAGUCUCAGGGCAUCCUGAGGGUCAAACUCACAGCCAACCAGAUCCCAAACAGCAAGCUGUUAUCAGUCCGGAUUCCCAGCAACAGCAACUCCUGCAGCUCCAGCAGAUAUUUGAGCAUCAGCAACAACAGCUCAUCCAGCAACAGCUCCUGCAGCACACGCUGCUCAACGAAAGAAUGGAUAACUCUCCAUGUACUGCACAGAAUGUUAUCUCAAUACAACAGUUAAUGGACCAAAUGAGUGUCCAGGUAAUGAAUACCCAACUACAGCUUCAGCAGUCUUUGCAACAACUGAUUGCCAUGGGAACCCAAUCCAACCAAUCAGAAUUGUCAGUACCUACUGUCAAUCAAAGUCAGCUGAUAUUGCCAGCCAAUCAGCAGCAUAGAGGUGUGAUAGUUAAUAACCAACAGGAAAACUUGCAGGAAAACACCUUGAUUAGACCUCCACCAACAGACCAGCACACCACUGUAGACCAGACUCCACAGCCUGUGUACAUUCAGCUAAAUCAAUCAGUGGGACAGACCUCUUACAUCCAGGGACUCCCCAUGACCCAGCCUAAUUAUCUGACCCCAGUGGGUACCUUUGUAUAUUCCAGGGGAAAUUCCACCUUCAUACCUUACAACCAAUCUGGCAUCAGUUCAAGUAAUAGUGCCCAGACAGGUGUGUCAACUGUCAAUUCUUCUUUCAGUCAGACUGCAAACAUGCAAUGUACUACAACAGCUAGUACUGCCAGAGCUAUCAAUGGAGGUGACAGAAUUCAGAGUAGUUCAUCAGGCUCUGCUUUUGUGACAGUGUCUAAACCUACAGAAAAUGUGACACCAAAUGUAGUGACAUCAGUUACUAAGAGUCAGCCCUCACAGAUAACAGUUGUGUAUCCUGGAACUAAGAGUUUUGUUAAGCAGAAAGUUCCAGCGUCUACAAGUUCUAGUUCUGUGGCCAAUGACUCUACUGUGGGAGUUCUUAGAAGUGGUGUGAGAGCACUGGGAGAUACACAAAAUAUGAGGUAUUCAGUUGCUCCUACUGCCAGACAAGUCACAAAACCUGCAAAAGAAUCAUUUGCAACAUAUGCAACUUCAGUGCCUUUGAAUCCAGCCAAAACUUCUGACCAAGGGCAAACAGUAGCAUCAUUCCCCAUUUCAACCCCGAACUGUGUUCCUCCGUCUUCAGACAAAGUGAUUCAGGUGCAAGCUAUUACAGACCCAAACAUGCUACUGAAGCUGUUGGAACAGUCCUCUUGUGUUCAGACACCUAACAGUACAACGAGCACAAAACCUGCUCCAGUUACUUCAACUUUUAUGGGUGAAGCAGACAACACAAGAAUAAACUCUGUUGUACAUAUAAAUCCCAAUCAAGGUAACAUUCUUGUUCAGGAAAACCACUCACAAGUGAUUCAUGUUUCCAGUGUGCCAACUGGGAUCACAAAUAGCACAAAUGUAAACCCACCUUCAUACACCUACAUAUUUAACCCCACGACCCCACCCUCCCAACCUGUUACAGUCGAUGUUGGUCAUCAAAUAGAGCAACCCCCAGCAGCUGUUGCAACAACCAUGAACUCAAACAUAGCUCCAAAUUCAGGGGGUGCAAUGAACUGUGUGAACUCGCCGAAUACUGGCCUUGCUACCCAAAACCUCCCAAACCCUCAGUUAGUGGCCAUUGACCCUAACCUGUUAAUCAGGCUGUGUCAGCAAGCCUUCUCGUAUCAAGCCCUUGAUCCCAGUAAAGACAGGCCCAAGAAAACGCAGUGAACAUCUAGGAAUUGUUGAAGGUAUAUUUUUGUAAAUCAUAAAUAUAUAUGGAAUUUUUGUUUAUAUAGAUCUGUUGUGAAUAGGUUUAUAAAUCAAUAGAUUGUUAAAAGUAUUUUUGCCAAUUUGUAUUAACACACUGUUGCCAAGGUGAAUCAAUAUUAAUAAUUUCAUGAUUUUAGUAUUUGACAUUUGUUAGUUAUUCAUGUUUUGUUUUUAAAAAAGCUGUUCAACAUUGUUAUUUUUGUGCUUUGAUAUUUUUGGUUAACGAUUGUAAUCAAUAAUGAACAUUUAAAUAUGGCACAUAUGUAGACUAUGUCUAAUUGCUUUGAAGUUAAAAUACCUACAUUCGUGGACAAAGGAAGGGCACCUAUAUUAUUAUAUGUGUACGAUUUUUAAUCAGAGUAUUUUGUAAUGGUUUAGUUGUAUACAUGACUAUUUUGCCAUAAAUAUUUUAAAACAAAAUUUGCCUUAAUUCUGUUUAAUUGAAGAAAUUCCCAAACUCAUGAAAUAAGCUUAAAUGAUAUGACUCUGAUAAAGCAUUGGUUUAAAUUGUAAUAAUCGUGUCGAAAAACAAGAGGCCUAUGGGCCACAUCGCUCACCUGAGCAACAA
Molecule: messenger RNA, 3896 nt
Organism: Magallana angulata
Lineage: Eukaryota; Metazoa; Mollusca; Bivalvia; Ostreida; Ostreidae
Exons: 14
Coding region: 182-3286 (1034 amino acids)
Source: RefSeq, a predicted model, not a curated record